This is a messenger RNA of Hyphopichia burtonii NRRL Y-1933, 365 nucleotides long. RefSeq lists its product as uncharacterized. The record is from RefSeq and is a predicted model, not a curated record. The transcript has 2 exons. The coding region runs from base 81 to 272 and encodes 63 amino acids. NCBI's taxonomy places the organism in Eukaryota, Fungi, Ascomycota, Pichiomycetes, Serinales, Debaryomycetaceae.
UCUGCUAGAUAUAGGUAGGUGCGAUUGAGUUAUGCUGCAAUCUCUUGGAAGCACGUACACCGAGUAGAGGGAGCUUAGACAUGAUUGGUGGACGAACUUUGAAGGGAUGGCAAAGUUCGUCGAGAAAAAUAAGAAAGAAAGAAAAGAAAACAACUAUUAAGAAGAAGAGGAAAAAAAGAAGUUUUUGGGAACGUUAUUAUUAUUUCAGUUAUUAUUAUCUUAAGAAGGUCGACUGCUUCGGGAGGAAGCUAGGCCGUUUGUGUUUAAUAUGAGUUAUUGUAGAAUAGCUUGAGUAUGNUUCUCUAGGAGAGAGUUAUACAUUGGAAUAGAUUCAGGAUCAUAGUCUGGCGCCUAACUAGGUUGCA